CUCUAAAUGUCCCCCACUUCCUUCUUCUUCCCCAGCUUUAUAUGCUGAGCAUGACAUCAUAUGGUAUGGAAUAUCCCUUUGGUCAGUUGGGGUCAGCUGUCGCAGCUGCAUCCCCUCCCAGCUUCUUGUGCACCCGGCAGAGCACGGGAAGCUGAAACAGUCCUUGACUAAUGUAAGCACUACCCAGCAACAACUCAAACACCUCUGCAUUAUCACCGCUGUUUCAGCACAAAGCCAAAACAUAGCCUCAUCCUAGCUACUAUGAAGAAAAUUAACUCUAUCCCAGCUGAAACCAGGACAAAUACUAAGUUUUAUAUUCUGGUCUCACAACUGUGCACACAAGUGCUGCGUUGAGUUUGUGUCAUUAUAAAGUGAAAAGGAUAAUCUUAACAAGAGGACUAAGCUUACACAAAAGCUUCUCUGAAAAACACAGUGGGCUAUGUAAGAUUUGACUGUUGAAAUACAUUAGGUUACAGUUGAUCUAAUGGGAAGUGUUUAAAUCCUGAUCUAGAGAAAUCUCCAAGAACAUACACACAGGCACCAUAUAGGAAAAUUAUCAUCUAUCAUUCUCCCAGUUAACAAAUAUGACUGUUGAGAGGCUGAAAUGGUAUAAACAUAAAUUGAAGAAUGUAUCAUUUGGUUAAGUCAAAGUUGUUUAUCUGAGAAAAUGACAGAAGAGAAAGCAAACUGCGUUGCCGUACAGGAAGCUAACCAAGUCACGGGAUUUCCCACAGACGGUGAAAAGUUCUAGUAUAAUUGUAGAGGAAGCAGAUGUUGGGAAAUAAGCAAGGUUGCAAGGUCUCUCAUUUCAGUGGAAGCGUAAGGCAGAAUUGGAGCACUGGAAAGCACGAAGUGCAAGAAAAAGAGGCUUGAAUCUGUCAAGAUGAAACACAGAAAUGGGAUGAAGGUUAGCAACCACCGAAGGUUUCCAGAAACUAAACAAUUCUUUAAGGAGAAAACAAUGCGGCAGCAUAAAGUGCAAGGACAAAGAAAUUUGCAUCCACAUUUAGAUACAUUCAAAAUGUUGUGUGGUGGGAAAAAAUCUUACUUUGCUGCUGCUGUGUGCAUUAUUACUCUAACUUCAAUGGUCACACUUUCUUAUCUUAGGUUACAGAGACUAUCUCACCUGCCAAAAAUAAUUCAAGAAGGUAGCAGAUGUAGAGGGAAAAUUACCAAUAGCACAAUAACGCCAUUAAAAGAUAACAGAACUUUUAUUAUAUCCCCAUACUUUGAUGACAGAGAAAGCAAAGCCACUCGUGUGAUUGGGAUUGUUCACCAUGAAGAUGUAAAACAACUAUACUGCUGGUUCUGCUGUCAGCCUGAUGGAAAGAUAUAUGUAUCCAAAGCCAAAACUGAUGUUCACUCAGAUAGAUUUGGAUUCCCGUACGGUGCAGCAGAUAUUGUUUGUUUGGAACCUGAAAGCUGCGAUCCGACACACGUAUCAAUUCAUCAGUCUCCACACGGAAACAUUGACCAGCUGCCAAGGUUUGAAAUUAAAAACCGCAAGGCUGAGGCUUUUUCUGUUGACUUCACUGUAUGCAUCUCUGCCAUGUUUGGAAAUUACAACAACGUCUUGCAGUUUAUACAGAGUAUGGAAAUGUACAAGAUUCUUGGGGUACAGAAAGUGAUGAUCUAUAAGAACAACUGCAGCUAUCUGAUGGAGAAAGUCUUGAAAUUUUAUAUGGAAGAGGGAACUGUAGAGAUAAUUCCUUGGCCGAUAGACUCACACUUCAAGGUUUCUUCUAAAUGGCACUUUUCGAUGGAUGCAAAAGACAUUGGCUACUAUGGACAAAUCACAGCUCUAAAUGACUGUGUAUACCGUAACAUGCGGAGGAGCAAGUUUGUGGUUCUUAAUGAUGCUGAUGAAAUAAUUCUUCCCCUUAAGCAUCCAGACUGGAAAACAAUGAUGAGCAGCCUUCAGGAGCAAAACCCAGGCACUGGUGUUUUCCUCUUUGAGAACCAUAUCUUCCCUGAAACCAUAUCUACUGAUGUGUUCAACAUUUCAGCCUGGAAUACUGUGCCGGGUGUUAACAUAUUACAGCAUGUUCACAGGGAGCCUGACAGGAAAGAGGUAAUCAAUCCCAGGAAAAUGAUAAUUGAUCCACGAAAGGUCAUUCAGACUUCAGUCCACUCUGUCCUACGUGCCUAUGGGACCAGUGUGAAUGUUCCCAUGGAUGUUGCCCUCAUUUAUCACUGUCGGGUGCCCCUUCAAGGAAGCCUUCCUAGAGAAUCCCUCACCAGGGAUACAACGCUUUGGAGAUAUAACUCAUCAUUAAUCAUGAAUGUUAACAAGGUGCUAUCUCAAACCGUAGUGUAAGCUCAAAAGUGAAACCUCAGUUAUAAGGAGGGAAAGUGGAGAGCUACCCGUGUGGUGGAGAGGCAGAGGAUAUAAUUUAAAGGUCGUAUUAGAAUCACUUCCACAUGAAGUUUACAACUUACAGAGACUUAGGAGAACGGCCCUUUUAUGUACUGUACAAAGAUAAAUGCACUUGAUUUGUGAACUGAAUCAACGUAAGAGACCACAGUGACCAUGUGCUGGUUAAGAACUGGGUUCCUCUGGUAAAGUCUCUACUGUAACUUUUUAAGAUGUGAGUGCUGAGGCAUAGUGAGAAGACAGGUCUUUUACAUACAUAUAACUAUGAAAGUGCAUUAUUUAAGGCCUAUGAAGUCACCAUGCAGAAAUUAGAAAGUUAAUUUACUGAUUUCCAGCUCUUUUUCUUUCCCCAUCUUCAUAUAUGUUUCAGUUAGUGCAGUGAACCUGUAAACUACCUGAAGAAGGAAUUAAUUCAUUUUUGGUUAUUUGUAAAUCUGAAGUUCUCCGUGGAUUAAAAAAAUACAGCUAUUUUUAGUGGUGCAUGGUAAACGAUGGCUUGGGACAGCAUCUCCCAGAUGAAGAGCUACAUUGGUGUUAACACUGUAACUCAUUAUAGUCACAGAGGCAGGAUAAGAAAACACACCAGCUGCAGCACUGGAACUGUCUCUUGUUAGAGGUAUUUCUUCUUAAGGGAAAUGGGACUUUUUAGCACAGCCAUGAGUAAUUUAAUGAUACCAAGGAUCAAUACAGGUGGUGUUACUCCUUCUGGAAAAUGUAAAAUGAGUUUGUUUUCAAGUAAAAAAACAGAAUCACUAUUUCUCAAUUGAUUCAAGUAAUGCAAAUGGCUAUCAACAGUUUUCAACCUAUGUACAAAAACUACAACUACAGCCAUUAUUAUUAGAGGUAACGUUGCUUAAUUCUUGUCGUUUGUAUGUCACUGAGUACAAAAUUUGAAUGUAUCAAGUUAAAAGGCAAACAAAUACACUGUGAAAAUAAUUAAGCAAAAUCUACCAAUUUCAAUUGUAAAAAAAUGAACCUCUUAUAUUCUUGGACAUCAUGUUUAUUAAAGUGGUGAUGUAUUUUAACACCAAA
Messenger RNA from Phalacrocorax carbo (great cormorant), 3406 nucleotides. Lineage: Eukaryota; Metazoa; Chordata; Aves; Suliformes; Phalacrocoracidae. The record is from RefSeq and is a predicted model, not a curated record.